Molecule: messenger RNA, 1777 nt
Organism: Octopus sinensis (East Asian common octopus)
Lineage: Eukaryota; Metazoa; Mollusca; Cephalopoda; Octopoda; Octopodidae
Product: FAD synthase
Exons: 12
Coding region: 194-1774 (526 amino acids)
Biological process (GO): FAD biosynthetic process
Molecular function (GO): FMN adenylyltransferase activity
Source: RefSeq, a predicted model, not a curated record
AACACCAAGGGAGAUAACUCACUCGCCGUGCUCUAUUCUCCUUACCAACAUUGUUUAUUUACUUUGGAACUUUCACAUUAAGUUUCGACCAUUCUUCUAUCAAAUUUACUACAUGGAAUUCUCUUUAUGCAACAGCUACAAUGAACGAUAAAACGCCCACGAAAGAAAGCAUUCAAAAACAAUCCUAAAUCAAAUGACUCGAUUUAUGUUUUCACCUUUACAUAAACCAUUAGGUCAUAUUUUCUUUCGCACCCCCUCCGUUGCUGCCCUUCUUCCCGCCACCACCACAUUCAUCAGUCGGUGCCUUAGUUUCUUCCCUCAGCCGAAUGCAAGGUCCGCAACCGGCAGCAUGGCAUCGUCAUCUGAGACGUCCAAACGUGACGAUCGCUCCGACACUGUCACUGAUGCCUCUAGUUCUACAAGUGGUUUCUCUCCAAUUGAACCGGAGCCUACAUAUACAGCUGGAAUAAUAAUUAUUGGUGAUGAAAUCCUGAAAGGUCAAACUGCUGAUACUAAUUCACAUUUCCUUACCAAGCAGCUCUUUACAUUGGGUGUGAAAGUGAAAAAGAUAUCAGUUAUUGGUGACACUAUCAGUGAAAUUGUGCAGGAAGUGAAGGAGUUUUCUAGCCGCUUUACCUAUGUCAUUACCUCAGGAGGUGUGGGUCCAACACACGACGACAUUACAUUUGAAGCUGUAGCCAGUGCUUUUGAUGAGAAAACAGUUUUAAAUCCAAUCAUUGCUGAAUUCAUUAAGGAGUACUUCAAAGUCAGUGAUCUUUCCUCACCUCACUUUAAAUUGGCCAAGAUCCCUCAAUCAUCUCGUCUGGAAUUUGGUGUCCAUCCAAAAACAAAAGUGAAAAGUAAAUACCCCCUAGUCUGUGUCAGUAAUGUUUAUAUGUUUCCUGGAAUACCGUUUCUUCUUGAGAAAAGUUUCAUAAGCCUCAAGCACCUAUUCAUGAAUCCCGAUGCUCAACUGCACACCAAGGAGAUAUAUGUAGCAGCAGAAGAGGUAGCCAUCACAGACAUUCUCAAUGAUGUCAAUGCCAAAUUUCAACAAGUGCAGCUUGGAUCCUACCCUGAAUUUCACAAUAGUUAUUAUAAAGUCAAACUGACCCUUCAAGCUGAAAAUGAAGAUGAACUGAAAAAUGCCAUCCACCAUUUAACUGACAAUCUCCCUGCAGCUAGCAUCGUUCUUUAUGAAAAGGAUCCUAUAAUGCACGCUAUGAACAAUCUCUAUGCCAUUGUGAACUCAGAAGAAUCCUCAGAAUUUCACCAAAGAAUCAGAGAGGCCGUCACCACUAUAGAAUUAUGUCUUGAACAAUACACGAUACCCGAAAUUGCCGUGGGCUUCAAUGGUGGCAAGGACUGUACUGCCUUGUUGCAUCUAGUCUAUGCAGUUGUUCAAAAGAAAUAUCCAGAUGGACAUGAUCAACUGCAGGCCCUCUUUAUCAGAAGUAAGAUGUCAUUCCCUGAAGUGGAGAGUUUUAUUCAAGUCAGUAAAAACAGUUACAACUUAAAAAUGAUUACAUUAAAUGGUAAAAUCAAGGAAUCUUUAGCAGAAUUAAAAGUCCAGAAUCCACAGGUAAAAGCUGUAUUCAUGGGUACAAGAGUAACAGACCCCUAUUCAGAAAAUUUGCAACCCUUUAUUAAGACUGAUGCUGGUUGGCCAAGUUAUAUGAGAGUAAACCCCCUUCUUUAUUGGACUUACAAUGAUAUCUGGACCUUCUUACGCAAACUCUGCAUUCCAUACUGCACCUUGUAUGACCUUGGGUAAGUU